Molecule: messenger RNA, 1050 nt
Organism: Panicum virgatum (switchgrass)
Lineage: Eukaryota; Viridiplantae; Streptophyta; Magnoliopsida; Poales; Poaceae
Product: collagen alpha-1(I) chain-like
Exons: 3
Coding region: 1-819 (272 amino acids)
Source: RefSeq, a predicted model, not a curated record
AUGGAUUCCAUGCCCCGUCGCCACGCUUGCCCCAACGCCGUCCAGGCCAGUGCGCCGCUCCCUACCGGCGCUGCCAUGGGUCUGGAUGCGUCCCGCGAGGUGUUUGUCGGCGGGAUCCGGGGCCCUGCCGGUGUGGUGGGGGCGCGGCCAAGGCACGACAGCAUCCAGGCCGGUGCGCCGUUCCCCGACGCCGCCACCAUGGGUCUAGAGGCCUCCCGCGGCACGUCUUUCGGCGGGAUCCCGGGCCCUAACGGUGUGGAGGGGGCGCGGCCAAGGCACGGCAGCCUCCAGGCCGGUGCGCCGUUCCCCGCCGCCGCCGUCAUGGGUCUGGAGGCCUCCCGCGGCGCAUCUUUCGACGGGAUCCUAGGCCCUGCCGGUGUGGAGGGGGCGCGGCCAAGGCACGGCAGCCUCCACGCCAGUGUGCCGUUCAACCCCGCCGCCACCAUGGGUCUCGAGGCAUUCCGUGGCGCAGCUUUCGGUGGGAUCCCGAGCCCUACAGCAGAGAAGGGGGUGCGUUCAAGCUUCCUCGGCAGCGGCUUCCAGGCCGGUGCGUCCGACCCCGCCGUGCACAGCAUGGCCGGCCAUCGCAGUAGCCUGGCUCGCCAUAUCGUUCAUUGGGGCUCCGUUCCUGCAAAUGCCAGUCCUGAGCUUAUUCAGAAGAGAACAAUGGGAGCCCUGGCUGCCUGUAUUAUGGAGAUGCAGGACAACGCCGAACGGAUGAGGAAGCUGAUGUCACAGUACCAGAUCUCUGCAAUGCCAAGAGGCUUUAGAUGCCAAUCCAAGGUCGCCAUCGGAACCGGAGGACGAAUUGCCAUUUGAUGGCUGUGAUCAAUGGGAAGAAGAUGAGUACCUGCAGGACGAUGCGUCAUGGUGUGCUGAGAAUUACAUUGACUUUGAAGAAAUUUUAGAUCGCCGCAUGAAUUGAUUGUGUAGUACUAGUUAUCCAAUGUUGUUAGUGGCUGUGGCUUGUUACAUGUAUUGAGAUGCUUGUGUUGUUGUCAUGUAUUGAACAAGAUUAACUGAUGUAUGUCAUCCUUUUGUUCAGUUGUA